Messenger RNA from Poecilia latipinna (sailfin molly), 2437 nucleotides. RefSeq lists its product as uncharacterized. The transcript has 3 exons. Lineage: Eukaryota; Metazoa; Chordata; Actinopteri; Cyprinodontiformes; Poeciliidae. Gene Ontology annotation, biological process: signal transduction; regulation of apoptotic process. Gene Ontology annotation, molecular function: protein binding. Bases 1485 to 2171 code for a protein of 228 amino acids. The record is from RefSeq and is a predicted model, not a curated record.
UGUUGAGGUAAAUAAUAGGAAGAUGUUUAGAUAAGCGUUGUUUGUUGCUUAUUGUCAUGAUUCCUGUUGGAGAGACAAAUGGCUCAGCGCAUGUUAUGCAUAUAAAACAUUCCUAAAGCCCGAAGCUUUCACUUUCUGUUUCAGAUUCUGUGCAUGAGAGAAGUGGCCACUCCGCUAUUACCUUUGAUUUUGUUUAAAACCCUUGUAACGUUCUGACGUGUUAAGUCAAUGAAGAAUAUAUUAAACAGUUUGUGGUUUGUGAUUCGUUUAUUACAUUUGUGAAAACUCACCAACCGGGGGGGUUUAAAGCUGUUUUGUUGCUCCUUUGCUUUUGACCACAUUUCGGGGGGUAUUCCUUUAAACUUGGAUUGAGAUUCUAUAAAACACAGUUAGCAAUAUGUGAAACUGCUGUUGAAUUUAUUAUAUUACAACAACAAAACAGCUUGAAAACUAUUAUCACCUGUGUAGUUCAGACCUGGAUAGAGUUAUUCUACACUAGGGUUGUACAAAGUGCGGUUAGUGGGCCUUUUGUGGCCUUUGGGAUAAAUUUGUGUGGCCCCUUGGCUGCAACUCAAGAAUGGUACAGAUUUGGCCCUGCGGUAAGCUGAUAAUUUACACUCAUCGGAUUUUUUAAAAUGAUUUUUUUCAGAUAUAAAUCUUCAAUUAAAAAUGUUGUUACAACACAGUAGUUUCCUUUGUAUUAUUUGUGUGAGGUUCUUCUUUUUAUUUAUUUUUUAUUUUAAUGUAGUAAGUAGGACCAAAAAAACAUCUGGCAUCUUUUUACUCGACAGCAGACAGAGGCACAGCCAUUCGUUGAACUUCUUCAUCAAGGAUAAAAAAACAAAACAGUUUUAAUUAAAAAUAAUCUAUUAAUUUUUGGUACUGAGGAGGUGUUGAUCCAGAAGUGAGCAUCAAGAAAAAGGUAAAGAUCUUUUCAGGUCUCAUUACAUUGGAAAAUAGUGCAAUGCAGUAAUUAAAGUGGGCUGUAAAAUCUACACAGCAUGUGUAGAAAAAUCAAUCAAGAUUUGAGUGAUGACAUAUUUAUUUGGGUUUUCACAAAUUAAAGGUUUUACAAAUCACAAACUAAACUUUAAUCCAUCAUCUAAUCAAAAGCUAAUCGGUGCUCCAAAUGCAUCGGCUGUUCAACACAAAACGCAGUGUUCUGUUGGAGAGAUUGCAUUUUUAGUACAUUUGGUGUUGUUCAAGGUUGUACAUGUGGGAUAAACUCAUAAGUAAUCCUAUAGCUCAUUUUUUACAAACUCUUGAAGCUUUUAUAGUUUCUAGUUAAACAAACAGUAACUUUGCCAGUUUGGAUCUCAUUUUGCAGCAUUUGCUCCACAAAUCUAUCCUGAGUCAACUUUUAGUCAGUAUUUCCAAUCCCCUAAACAUUUUUAAACAUUUUCACUACACCUGCGUAAACCCCAGGUGUUUAUGCAGGUGUAAACUGUAAAACUGACGUUUUGUUAAUAAUCUUAUCUCAUUGCAUGCCUUCCAUUAUUUACCCACUGGAUCGAUCAGCCAUGGCUGAAGAAGCUGCAGAUGUAGUUCAUCUGCUUAAAGGCCAGAAGGCGACGCUGAUAGAGAUUCUCAGAGCGGACGCGGAUUUUGUUGUGCAGCAUGCACAUUCCCGCUAUCUGGUGUCAGAUAAGGGCUACGAGAAGAUUCAGUCAUGUCGAGUUCCUAGUGAAAAGGUGCAAGAGCUUUUGGAUCAUGUCAUCUGGAGAGGGCCCGAAGCAGCGCAAGGAAUGUUGGACCUGCUGAAGGAAAAAGAGAUCCAGGAGACAUUUCCCAAGCUUGAUUUUGUUAAAGAUCUGCGUGUGAAAACACCGUUAUCAGUUGAAGAAUCCGAAUUACAAGGUCCCACGCCAGCUAAAAAGGCCCUCCGCAAAGGCUGUGGCAGGGUGACAGAGAAGCAGCUGAUGAUUGUGGCUCAGGGCCUUGGCAGUAACUGGAGGCAAAUCGGCAUACAGGGUCUGGGCAUCAAGAAUGUGAAAUUGGAGCAGAUUGAAGAGGAGAAAAGAACCUACGUGGAGCGAGUCUUUGCCAUGCUCAUCUACUGGAGAAAUCAGAAGAAGGAAAAAGCCACAGCCGCUAACCUGCACUCCCUCCUCAGUCAGGAAGAUUUAGAAGUUCCUCCUGAGAGCAUCGAAUGUCUACUGGAGACUGACUGAGGUCUUCCCUCAAAGAGCCUGAGCACUUUUAAAGAAAAUGUGUUUUUUUUCCCAGGGAGGAGUGGGUUUCUUUCCACAAAAAACAGAAGAAUAGACUUUUAUGUAAAGAUUUGACUAUACUUUUUAAUACUUUUGUAUUGCAUUUGUUUUUGUUUCUGUUUUUUUUCAUGAUUUAAUAAAUCUAUAGUCUCUCCGUAAUUCACUUAUGCUCAGAAAAUCACUGAUCGUUCUUCACAAGUUAUGUUAAAUUUAUCUAGCAAGGAAAA